Molecule: messenger RNA, 927 nt
Organism: Penicillium riverlandense
Lineage: Eukaryota; Fungi; Ascomycota; Eurotiomycetes; Eurotiales; Aspergillaceae
Product: Glucan endo-1-3-alpha-glucosidase agn1
Exons: 3
Coding region: 1-927 (308 amino acids)
Molecular function (GO): metalloendopeptidase activity
Source: RefSeq, a predicted model, not a curated record
AUGGAAGCUCGAACCUUCAGCGCGAUUCUACUGUUUAUCUUGCAAGUGCUAUUGCUGCAGUCUGUUCAGGCUCUCAAUGUUCACGAACGUCGCAGUCAAGAUAUCAUGAGCCUAAAUGGAAUCGCCUGGCAUGAAAGCUGCAAUAGCCCGAAUCCGCAAAACAACCAAGAAACAAAACGUGCUGCUGUAGAGCGAGCUUGGGCCGGUGCUCUUGAGCUUAGCAGCUCGGCUUGGACACGAUUUGAAACCGUAACGUGGCCGACAAUUCGACAAACGGAAUUGAAUUCAAUUGCGCAGCAUCACAUCAACAUACAUGAUCCAGGAUACGUUCUACUAUUUGCGCUCGAUUCGUCCGAAGAUGGCAGAGAGGAAAUUGAAAGCAUAUUGAACAACCUACACAUGCGGGCAAAUGCAAAUUUAGGGGAGAAUAACCGCCCAAUUGAUGGCUAUAUCCAGAUCAGAUGCUCAGACGUAUAUGUUCUUCGCGGAACCGAUGAGUGUGAGGAUGCCUCGGCGGCAACUGAGUCAUACGAACAUCAAAACACCGGCGUCAUCAAUUUCUGUCCGGAUUUCUGGAAAAGGCCAAGAUUCGAUCAAUUGAAAUCGGGGGAUCCAAUGCAAGUGCUAGAAUUUUAUCAUAACCCAGACUACGCGGGCACAGAUGCGAAAACUGUUGUGCAUGAGCUCAGCCAUAUCUGGUGGAUUGGAGAUACUAAUUCUCACGUUCCUGAAGUGUAUGGACUCGUGAACUGUGCAGAAGAGGCAUGGAUGUGUGAUGAUCCGGUUCCUGACAACCGUCAUGUUGUUCAGAACGCUGAUACCUAUGCAUUCUACGCCGAAUUUGGAUACUGGGUAGAGAAAGGUAUACACAAUCUCUGGCCUCCGACUGAACGAAACCCUGUGAGAUUUCCCGUCCGGAAUUACUGA